Caenorhabditis briggsae is the source of this 780-nucleotide messenger RNA. The record is from RefSeq and is a predicted model, not a curated record. Lineage: Eukaryota; Metazoa; Nematoda; Chromadorea; Rhabditida; Rhabditidae. The coding region runs from base 1 to 780 and encodes 259 amino acids. The transcript is spliced from 3 exons.
AUGUUCUGGGCCUGUGAAGCGGAUGGCAAUACCCCUGUAACGUUGCUAGAACUUUCCAAACCUCUCGACCUGGAUCCUUCUGACAUUCCAUGUCUGGCAGAUAAGACUUUUAAACUUCGAGGAGAGGAAGGGUACGAAAUGAGAGAAACGCAUGCAUACGGUUUCGAUCGGCAACAAAUGAAGCAUCAUAGGGUUGUAAUAGAACAUUUCUACACAUCGGGAGGGGUCGACAGAGGAUUUGACAACGCCCGAUGGGUAUUCACAGAAAAGUACAUGGUCUUGAACGAUCUUGGUGGACCAUUGGUGUACAACUCUAGUGGAACAGCAGUCGUUCUUGGAGUGAAGACAAAUAGCCCUCAUGAUAUCCAUGGAGACGGAGUCUACUUUUACAAUAUGGCUUUCAUCCAGGACGCGGUCUGUGAAUUCUCGGGCAUCUGUCCUCCAAUCAUUCCACCAACGACUACUACAGUACCCCCUCCAACUCCGCCUCCUCCUACACAGAAUCCCAAUAUUCUGGAAAGUUCCACACAACCAAAUGCUUCACUUUCUCCAAGAAUCCCUCCCAACCCAAAUUCAAAUCUCACUGAUUACGUUGAGACGGAUUUUGAGGAGCCGAAUGAUUUCAAAGUGGAAGUGGAAUAUGUGAAUGAAUUGGAUGAGAGAGAAUUGGAGGUUUAUUUUGAGAGGGAUAAGUUUAAUGCAAGUGGAGGAAUCGAGAAGGAUGUGAACUCAUUUUUGAUUUAUAUGAUUUUUGUGAUUUGGAGAGUUUUUUGGAACUGA